Nelumbo nucifera (sacred lotus) is the source of this 2047-nucleotide messenger RNA. Lineage: Eukaryota; Viridiplantae; Streptophyta; Magnoliopsida; Proteales; Nelumbonaceae. The record is from RefSeq and is a predicted model, not a curated record.
AAAAUGUGCAUGUGGGCCGCGAUAUAUGAAUAUGAACCCCAGAUCGCCAAUCCAUUACAGAUAUUUGUUCCAAGUGGUCCCCACAGUAUGUUCUCAUGUUUCACUAAUUGCACAUUCUUUUCGACGUUUUCGUUAUUUUCGGAAUUCAUAGCAGAGAGAGGAUAAGGAGAAUGGCUGUUUGCUGCGCUCCUACGAAUGAGACUCCACUGCUGGGAAGAGGAGAUACCGUAGAAGGUAUGGUGGAUUAUAAAGGUCGCAGGGUUAUUAGAUCCAAGAGCGGUGGUUGGAGAUCUGCAAUUUUCAUUAUAGGAGUGGAGAUGGCAGAGAGGUGUUCUUACUACGGGAUUAGCUCCAACUUGAUCAGUUAUCUGACGGGGCCACUCGGGCAGUCGACGGCGACGGCCGCUGCGAACAAGAACGCAUGGUCGGGGGCGGUAUCCAUGCUUCCUCUGCUGGGAGGCUUUGUCGCUGAUGCUUACCUCGGCCGCUUUCGGACCAUUCUCGUUUCUUCUCUCCUCUACAUUCUAGGACUAGGGUUGUUAACAGUAUCAGCAAUUCAUCCUUCUCCCAGCUUGCCUUACUGCCAGAAUACAAGGAACCACAUCUCAUUACCUCCUUCUCAAUUCCAAGUCUUCUUCUUUUUUGCCUCUCUGUAUCUUGUGGCCCUUGCCCAAGGAGGGCACAAACCAUGUGUACAAGCUUUUGGUGCAGAUCAGUUUGAUGGAUGGAACCCAAGAGAGUGCAGAUCCAAAAGUUCAUUCUUCAAUUGGUGGUUUUUUGGGAUAUGCAGCAGUAGCUUUAUAUCAAUUGUGAUCUUAAGUUACAUUCAAGACAAUUUGAACUGGGUUCUUGGAUUUGGAAUUCCUUGCAUUUCCAUUGCAGCUGCGCUUGUUGUUUUCUUACUUGGAAUGAAGACGUAUCGAUACAGUGCGGAAGAAGAUAGAAGCAAUCCAUUUUCGAGAAUAUACCAAGCGUUGGUUGCUGCGGCAAGGAACUGGCACACCCCUCCUUCAACUGCGGCUGUUGCCAAAGAUGAAGAAGCAAGAGAAGAACUCUCUCAGCAUGGCACACACCAAUUCAAGUUUCUUGACAAAGCAUUGACUACGGUCUCAAAUGAUCAAUUAGGUUCAGAUGAAAACUGGAAAAUCGGUAGCAUCAGUAGGGUAGAAGAAGCAAAGGUAGUCUUAAACUUGGUUCCUACAUGGGCAACAUGUUUAAUGUAUGGAGUUGUAUCCGUACAAUCCUCUACUUUCUUCACCAAGCAAGGAUACACCAUGGACAGAUCCAUAACAUCUGGUUUCGAAAUACCGCCUGCUUCACUCCAAUCCAUUAUCUUUCUUUCGAUUGUUAUCUUCAUUCCGAUCUACGAUCGUGUCAUCGUCCCAAUUGCUAGAGCUUAUACUAGGAAGCCUUCUGGAAUAACAAUACUUCAGAGAAUUGGAACUGGGAUGUUUCUAUCAAUUAUCUCCAUGGUUGUGGCAGCAGUAGUUGAGAAGGUAAGACUUAGAGUGGCCAGAGAAUCUGGGCUGAUAGAUAUGCCACAAGCAACUCUUCCAAUGAAAGUGUGGUGGCUAAUUCCUCAGUAUUUCUUGUUCGGAGUAGCUGAUGCCUUUGCAAUGGUUGGUCUGCAAGAAUUUUUCUAUGAUCAAGUACCAAAAGGGUUGAGAAGCAUGGGCCUGUCCCUCUACCUAAGCAUCUUUGGCAUGGGAAACUUCUUAAGCAGCUUCCUCAUCUUUGUCAUUGAGAAGGCAACCAGUAGAGAAGGCCAAGAGAACUGGUUUGCAAACAACUUGAACCAGGCACAUUUAGAUUGGUAUUAUUGCCUUCUUACUGGACUUAGUGCAGUAGAGUUAGCUUUGUAUUUGUAUUUUGCCAAAUCAUACAUCUAUAACAGGGGAAGUUCCAUCUGAAGUACCUAAUUUCUAUUACAGAAUUCUUCCUCACAGUUGUAUGUAUAUUAGAAUAAUCUCAUGAAGUGACUAUGUGUGGAAAAGCUGAUCACUUUCCUGGUUUUCAAGACUAUAAAGUAAGAAUGUUGCUAUUUCAA